UUUUCGAAAUGUCGAUCGUCUGCUUUCGGUUACUGCGCCUCAGUUAAGUGAAAUCGUUCAACGCGAUCGCGCCUUGACCGAUAAUAGUGUAUUUUAUUUGUAGGUUAGACCACUGUUCAGAUGAUCGAACCAUCGUACGCGUCACUUUCGAUGUAGCAAUGUUCUUUUUCAAAAGAUUAGAUAAUAUAAAUAAGUGUAUUUCUAACUAUAAAGAACUUUUAAUUCCGUGCUUUGAAUUAUGAGUUAUUAAAAAUGCCAAGUGUGAUUAAAAAAUAACUCUAGUUAAAUUCAACAUUGUUGUCUCAUUACUAUAUGAAGUUAAUAACACGAACAAAAAUGUUGAAUACAUCUAAACGCAUUUCCGUUGCGAUUAAAUAAUUUGCAAUAACCACUGAACCGUUUCUCCGUCGAAUGCAUUCAUUCUAACCUGUACAAAAAAUGGUACCGGUAGCAAAAGUCAGUGACGCAUAACGUUUGCCUCCGGUAUCUUAUCUAUAUUUGAGAACCACCUAAAAUGCCCAAGCAGCCUGCGGCGAUACGUCUCCGGUAAUCGUCAGCGUAGUUACAAGGCUUUUGGAUGAUCUCCAAAUUAAGCUGCCGAUGAUUUACGGAAUUGGAUACUUUUCGGACGGCGGGCGAGUUCUUACGCAGUGACCUCGGACAGAUAUAACGAUCCACAUGAUGGUACUGGAUAAUGAUACCGAGUACUUGAGUGGGUAUAAGCGAAACUCCGUAACGGAAUGGUUGCAAAAAACAAAACAGGCAAAGAACAAUGGAAGUGAGAGUCCAGUGUUUGGUUUGGAAGGCAGCGGAACCGCUGCUGGUGGAACUUCUUUGAGACUCGCACCACAGGAAUUACCUAAUGAGAUAUCAGCUCCCUACGAAGUUCCGCAAUUUCCAAUUGAACAAAUCGAGAAGAAACUUUUAAUACAGAGACAACUGACUGUCAAAGCUGCCAAGGAUCUAGAGGAACGCCGUAGCCAUUAUGAGCCCUCGCUCGGACCUGGUGUACCGGAUGACAUCGACCAUAGUUUCAACCUCGAGGAAAAUGACUUCGUGCCACACUUUCAGAGAGUUUCGAUAUCCGGGGAAGAUACUUCCGGAGUACCUCUGGAAGAUCUUCAACAGGCGUCCCAGUUGCUGGUCCAAGCGCUGGCCAUACGUGAAAGAUACAUGAACAACUCGAAACAGAGUUUCCCUUCCAUAACGUCGCGGUUUUUGCGUAGCAUCGACAAAAGGCCAGUGAACAGUGACGAUGAAGUCCAGCACGAUGACCGUAAAGCCAUCGCAGAUCAUCCCGUACACGCACCUGCAUCUCGGGGAGACCCGUGGGAAUGUGAAUUCCCGCCGUCGAAAAAUUACAAAAUCUCACCGGUUAACGGUGUUUUCAAUCUGUACGCUAGCGAAGAAGAUUUUGUUGAGGGAAAACCGAUUCCGUAUUCGUAUCCAGAUUUGGCGGUUUUUGUCAGGGACAUGAAUCUCCUCUGUACAAUGAUCGCCGACGGCCCCUUGAAAUCGUUUUGCUACAGAAGACUGAGUUACCUUUCGUCAAAAUUCCAAUUGCAUGUAUUACUGAACGAGCUUAGGGAACUUGCGAGCCAAAAGGCAGUUCCGCACAGGGAUUUUUAUAACAUCAGAAAGGUUGACACACACAUUCACGCAGCCUCGUGUAUGAAUCAAAAGCACCUCCUCAGGUUCAUUAAAAAGACCCUGAAGAAUCACGCGGACGAGAUAGUAACGUGCUCAAAAAACGGAGAAACUAUGACUCUCCGAGAAGUGUUUCAGUCCAUGAAUUUGACCACUUACGACCUCAGCGUUGACAUGUUAGAUGUACACGCAGAUAGAAACACGUUCCAUAGAUUCGAUAAAUUCAAUGCCAAGUAUAAUCCGAUCGGGGAGAGUCGGCUUCGCGAGGUCUUCUUGAAAACGGACAACUAUCUGAACGGGAAGUUUUUCGCGAGCAUUAUCAAAGAGGUUGCCAGCGAUCUUGAAGAAUCGAAAUACCAAAACGCGGAGCUGCGUCUCUCGAUUUACGGUAAAAACCCCGAAGAAUGGGACAAAUUAGCGAAAUGGGCUAUUCAGAGCGACGUGUACUCAGACAACGUGCGUUGGCUCAUUCAAAUACCUCGGCUUUAUGAUAUCUUCAAGUUAAACAAACUGAUGACAAACUUCCAGGAGAUUUUAAAUAAUAUCUUCCUUCCUCUAUUUGAAGUAACAAAUGAUCCCGAUUCUCAUCCAGAGUUACACAAAUUCCUUCAAUAUGUGAUAGGAUUUGAUUCGGUUGACGAUGAAAGUAAGCCUGAAAAUCCUUUAUUUGAUAAGGAUGUUUGCCCACCGGCAGAAUGGGAUGACAUUGAAAAUCCUCCCUAUGGAUAUUAUCAGUACUACACUUAUGCUAACAUGACUGUUUUAAAUCAUUUUAGAGCUGAACGAGGUUUUAACACCUUCGUUCUUAGACCUCAUUGUGGUGAAGCAGGUCCAAUUCAACAUCUUGUGUGUGGUUACAUGAUGGCAGAGAAUAUUUCCCAUGGUCUUUUACUCCGAAAAGUUCCAGUACUGCAGUACUUGUACUAUUUGGCACAAAUUGGGAUAGCUAUGUCACCUCUCAGUAAUAAUUCUCUCUUUUUGAACUAUCAUCGCAAUCCUCUUCCAGAAUACUUAGCUAGAGGUUUAUGUAUAAGCUUGUCUACAGAUGAUCCACUUCAAUUCCACUUUACUAAGGAACCUUUAAUGGAAGAAUACAGUAUUGCUGCGCAAGUAUGGAAACUCAGUUCAUGCGAUAUGUGUGAACUAGCACGUAAUUCAGUACUUAUGAGUGGUUUUCCACACAAGAGUAAACAAUACUGGCUUGGACCAAAUUAUACUAAGGAAGGAGUAGCUGGUAAUGAUAUUACCCGAACAAAUGUGCCAGACAUUCGAGUAGCCUAUCGUUAUGAAACUUUAGUCGACGAGUUGUCAAACAUUUUUAAAGUCGUUGAAAAACCUGAAGCCGUUCCAUUUUAACUUUAGUCGAAAUAUGUAUAUUACUUUAUGACUGCAAAUCGUAUCCACAAGAUUCGAUGAAAUUCUAUCGAAAAAUAUUUAAAACGCGAACUAUAACUAAUCAUGUGAUUUAUGCUAACGAUCUUUGUGAACCUUAAAUGAUUCCUUUGUAAAAGGUAUUUCUUUUAUUGAAUGUAUAACAAUAUGAGAAUUAUUUUUUUAACAGUAGUUAUAGAACCAUUAAGUGCAAUUUAAAUGAUAUCCUUUGUAUGCCACGUAUCAGUUUAUACACUGUCAAUAACUUCUAAGCGUACCAUCUGUAUAUAUUGAUAAUUUGAAAAUUUUCUUUUCUUUUUACAUCGUCAGAUAUUUCAAGCAUGGAAACAUAUAUUAUCCCAUAUAAAUAUAAAUUAAGUUACAGGGAAAUAUCUUUUAUUCAGAUCCCAGAAUUUUGAUAUAAGACAAGGAUAAAUUAAUCUGAAAUUUUUCACACACGUUGACCAAUAUGUUAAUAGUUAGGUAUUAGAUAGGAUUAAAGUUUGAACUGCUCCAAUUUUUAGUAUCCAUAUUAAAUCGAAUAUUAUUAUAUAAAUUCAACUAAACUGAAUACUGUAUUAAUUUUAUGUUAUAAAUGUAUGAUAUACAGUAAAGAAAUAAUUUUUUAUGCCUUAGUCGCAGUAAAAAUUGUCAGCCCAACUUUCAGAAUUUAGUUUUAGUUUCUUAUCUUUUUGUACAUUUAUACAGCCUGUAUGAUAUUUGUUUUUAACAUGUGUCUUUAACUUGUAAACGGAUAGUUUUUUUGUAGAUUAUACAUGUAUACCUUAUCAUGUCUGUAUGGUAUUAUUUUAAUGAAUGUGUAAACACAAGAUUUGAGUGUACUAAAUUGAAUAUUCUGUACAAAUCAAUCAUGAAGGUAUGAUACAAAAAAUUAUACCAUUUACCUUUAAACUAUUAGCAUGCAAAUAAUAAAGUAUUUCGUUUCUUGAAACAAUUUUUCCAUCAACAAGCUUUUACUGGCAAAUGUGUAAUAAUAAUAAUAACAACAAAAACAACAAUAAUAAUAACAACAAUAACAAUAAUAAUGUACAAGUAUAUAUGCAUACUAUGUCCUAAUAUUAAACACAAAUUGUUACUAGGUAGGAAAAAUGUAUUUAUUGUACAUACUAUAUUCUAAAAAAAAAAGAAAUACACUUAUAUUGUUAAAA
Nomia melanderi (Alkali bee) is the source of this 4187-nucleotide messenger RNA. It is a transcript of the gene AMPdeam, whose product is annotated as AMP deaminase. Lineage: Eukaryota; Metazoa; Arthropoda; Insecta; Hymenoptera; Halictidae. Gene Ontology annotation, cellular component: cytosol. Gene Ontology annotation, molecular function: AMP deaminase activity. The record is from RefSeq and is a predicted model, not a curated record. Gene Ontology annotation, biological process: IMP salvage; AMP metabolic process.